Endocarpon pusillum Z07020 is the source of this 1758-nucleotide messenger RNA. RefSeq lists its product as uncharacterized. Gene Ontology annotation, molecular function: ubiquitin protein ligase activity; protein binding. The coding region runs from base 1 to 1758 and encodes 585 amino acids. Gene Ontology annotation, biological process: protein ubiquitination; mitotic spindle assembly checkpoint signaling; ubiquitin-dependent protein catabolic process. The record is from RefSeq and is a predicted model, not a curated record. Gene Ontology annotation, cellular component: cell division site; ubiquitin ligase complex; mitotic spindle pole body. Lineage: Eukaryota; Fungi; Ascomycota; Eurotiomycetes; Verrucariales; Verrucariaceae. The transcript has 3 exons.
AUGACUGCGACCUCCCUUUCCAAUCCUACUGCCGCCUCCACGAGUGCUGAGAGAACCAAUACGCCUUCUCCAACCCCUCGCCGUCGUGGGCUCAGCAGUCUGCGCAGAUUAGGCCCUCCUUCUCCUGGUGAAUCCUCAAGGCUAUCACCAAGAAACUAUUUUUCUCGUUCUGUCAGCUACCCACAAAACCCGCCUAAUACUCCUCGAGCCACUCCGGCGAAGAGCACGCUUCGUUCGAAUGCACCUCAACCUCCAGGUGCCACUGACCCGGCGAGCCGAGAACUAGUAUCACGAGAAAUUACUGAUCAUCCGACAUCAAAUACGGCCAACUCAACUACUUCGCCUCUCGCCUCCCCACCGGGUGCUGAACCGCCAGACAUGGCUCGACAUAGGCCCCCUACCAAUCCAAGGGCAACAACUUCAGAAUCAGUACACAGUGUUGAAGCACAAAGAUCUACGAGAGUUGGAGGGGACACAAGUGACGGCAUUGGAAAUGUUAGCAAUGCUCAGACGAACGAUGCUACCCAAGAAGCCUCUGAUGAAAAGACAAGACAACCGACAAUUCGCUUCUUUCCUCACCAAGACUUACGGCAGGGCCGGCCAUCAUUAUCAUUCAACCCAAUCAUUCGAACGCUUCCGCAUGAGUCUUCCAUCAUCCGUGUCGGACGAUAUUCGGAGCGGGAAGGCAUUCCCAUAUCGACUCCCACUGGACCAUCAGAUGCCCCAGUGGGCUUCAAGUCCAAGGUGGUCAGUCGUAAGCAUUGCGAGUUCAGCUUCUCCAACGGCAGCUGGCAGAUCAAGGAUGUAAGCAGUUCCUCGGGCACUUUUUUGAACCAUAUCAGGCUUAGUCAGCCAAACACCGAGUCGAGGUUAUAUCCUGUCAAAGACGGUGAUAUCGUCCAGCUUGGCAUUGACUUCCGUGGUGGAGAGGAAAUGAUAUUCAGGUGCGUGAAGAUUCGCAUUGAAUGCAAUCGCGCCUGGCAGAAACGUCCGAACAACUUCAAUAUGAGUCGGCAUGCUCAGUUGCAGAAACUUGGAAAAGGAGAUGCAAAAGUAGACGAGAACAAAGGUGAAUGUUCGAUAUGUCUGGGAGAUGUUGCACCGUGUCAGUCGUUGUUCAUCGCCGCAUGUGCCCACGUUUGGCACUACAAAUGUAUCCGUCGCAUGCUUAUGGGCAGCAAUUACCCACAAUUUACGUGUCCCAAUUGUCGCGCUAUCACUGAUCUAGAAGCCGAGUUUGACGUAGAAGACGGAGAAGAAUGGGAGCAACCUCCUGAAUCACCUGUCCAUGUAGAAGAUAUACCCGCCAGCACGACUCAACCUGCCAACUCACUACAGAAUCAACAGGACACUGUCCAUGUUGGUGGUGCAGCCGCAGCCUAUGACGAAGCGGGUGACGUCGACCUUACCAACAUACAGUUCGAAGGCAAUGCCGAUCAGACGAUUGCAACCCCCCAGACCACCAUCAAUGGGCUCCUGUCACGUCGACAAACAUUGAACUCAAGUGCCUCGCCAGCCAUCGCGCCUGUCGAUGGCAUCGAGAUACCAAGAGCAUCCAAUGCUGCACCACUGGGUGUGGUUGUGUCUAACGACACUCCUGCCACGCUGCGUACCGCAACCCCAACCUCAGUUGACCUCAUUGGCGGAGAAGGACCAUUGACACCUAGAAAUGAUGCUGGACCAUUCGUAUUUGAUGGGAGUGCUGGUCGGGCCAGUGGUCGUCGCCUUACCGCGUCUGCUACGGACGAGCCUGAAUGA